Candida dubliniensis CD36 is the source of this 2553-nucleotide messenger RNA. RefSeq lists its product as uncharacterized. The transcript has a single exon. The record is from RefSeq and is a predicted model, not a curated record. Bases 1 to 2553 code for a protein of 850 amino acids. Gene Ontology annotation, molecular function: GTPase binding. Lineage: Eukaryota; Fungi; Ascomycota; Pichiomycetes; Serinales; Debaryomycetaceae.
AUGGAUGCUUGGAACAAUACAACUUCUUUUGCAGCAGAUAGUCUACUGGGAUUCAAUAGUCAACUCCCAGACAUUUUAAAUUUAUCUGAUCCAUUAUUGGCCAAAAUAAUCACAUCCAAAAAGGCAUUACAAUUAUUAGAAUCGAACCUUGUUUCUGGAGUUUCUGAAGAUGGAGGGGAAAAUAGUAGUAACAAUGCAAAUAAAGCUAUUAUAGAGUUGUUGAUGUCGGCAUGCGACGGCGAUGUUGUUACUUUAGAGAGCAUAACUAGAUCUAAUCCACACAUUGUCAAUCAACUAUUUCCUAGUGAUGAGAAUGGGGCAACAGCAUUGAUUUAUGCAGUAUGUUUUAACAAUCCCGACAUUGUUGAAUCUUUACUAGAGAAUCACAAAGCUGAUCCUGAUAUCCUGGACUCAAUUGUCAAUUAUACACCAAUUAUGUGGGCUGUUCAUCUUAAUUAUUUAAACAUUGUUAAACUCUUGCUAGACCACCAGGCAGAUCCCUUUUUGUCACCAAAAGAUGAUGGCAAAAAUGCAAGCACAUUGGUAUUCCCGGAAAACGCAGAAAUGUAUGAAUAUUUCAGAUCACACAACUUGUUAAAAACUAAUACGGACAACAGUAACGAUAUUUACCAAGCAAAUUCUUUUUUGCCACAAGAUGAUUAUGAAGAUGAUUUGAAUACAAAACUCAGAAUGCACACUAUUACUGGCGAUACUAUUACCAACGAAGACGAAGAAAACCAGGAGCCACGAGUUGUUGGAGAGGAUGAAGAGUAUAAUUUAGCACAGGACCCAAUACUCCAACAACUUCCUGAUUUUGAAUAUGAUAAACUAUUACCGGAACAGUAUAUAAAAUUUACAGACAGCGAUAUACCAACACUAUUGAACUAUAUAUUUGAUUUGAGAUCACAAACUACAUAUCAGCACAAUACCAAAUUACCUGCUGCUAUUGUUUUCCAAUUGGUUAGAUAUUCAGCUUUGAAAGUUGAAUCUACAGAGUUGACGGAUUUCUUGUUUGAUUGUUUUACAGCAAGAUUGCGAACAGUCACAAACACCAAGUCAGGUGCAUUUAACAUGGCAAUCCAAGAUGAUGGUAAACCUGCCAACACAAUGGGAGCUGGUGAUAUAGUAUUGUUAAGUUAUUGGUUGUCUUCAUUACAAUUUUUGCAUUUCUAUUUUGGUAAAAACAACAUUUAUUUAAAGUACCCCAGAUUUUUGCAAGAAUUAAUUAAUUUAGUCCAAUCAUUAACAGCGACAUUAUCCUUCUCGAUCAAUUCUAGAUUAAAUUUACUUGUUGAUGAUUGUAUUAUUAACUUUACUAACCUAGUCGAUGUUUCCAACGCAUUGUAUGCCAAAGAUUGGAAUUUGUUUAAGAAGAAUAAGUCACAUCCUAACACUUAUGAUGAUAUUAUGAAUACAUUAUAUCCACCUACCCAAAUGGAAUUAAUGAAACCUUCACCAAUUAGAUACUUGCAAGUUUUGGGAGCUUUGGAUUAUGUGUUGAGAAUUCACAAGGUUGAUAACUUACUUCGUCUGGAAGCGUUUUCACAAGUAUUUUAUUAUAUCAAUUGCACAAUCUUUAAUCGAUUGAUUAGUCAAUCUAAAUACUGCUCCCGUGCAAAAGCCAUCCAAAUACGUCUUAAUGUAUCGGCAAUUGAAGAUUGGUUGCGUUCCCAUAAUACGAAAGUGUAUAGGACAGAAACUAUUGGUGGAUUGAAUAAAUUGCUUGGUGAUGCAGAUGUGAAAUUGCAUAACCUUUUGAAUGAAGAUACGUCAUCAGAACAUCGCAAGAACCCACAUUAUUUACAAUUUUAUUACAAUUCAUUAUAUCAUAUUGGCAAAAAUCAGUUACAACCAACCAUUGAACUUUUACAAUGGUUGCAGUGUAUGACUUCAUUAUCAGAUGAAGAAAGUUUGAUAAAUACAAUCAAUCAAUUUGAUUGUUUAAAUUAUUACCAGCUUUUUAAGGUUGCUCAUAAAUUAUACAAAUAUGAAGUUAAUGAAGUAAAGUUACCAAAGAAAUUAAUUCAAGUGAUCAAAUCGUUAAUGACCGAACAAGGCCCCAAUCAAAUUCAAAGAUUGUUUUUGCAUUAUAUGACACAAACAACAUUUUUGUCGAAAGAGGAAUACAUCUACUUAAACCCAAACUACAUUUUUGAAGUUGCAUUACCUAAUUUAACUGAAUUAAUCAAUAGUUAUGGAGCCGGUCUUGGUGGAGUUAGAGUACUUAGAAAUAAAAAGUACCAACCGUCAUUGCCAAUUUCUAUUAUGGAUGACAUCGAUGAGAGGUUGACUGAGAAUAGGUCAUGGCAAAAUGAAACCUACGAUUAUGACGAUAAGAAUGAUGACGAGGAUGAAGACGACCAUAACGGAAAUGGCGAUUCUGGAUCUGUUGAUCCAGGUACUUUUGAAAAGAAACCGGCACUUACCAAAGAUAUUGAUGAUUUCAAAGGAGAUGAGUUAUUCAAACAGGUGCAAAUGCCCAAUUCGUUGCUUCAUAAAAAUUGGGGUGAUUCCUCAACAGGGGUUGAAGAUUUUGAAUCCAAUCCAUGGUGA